This is a messenger RNA of Aspergillus steynii IBT 23096, 615 nucleotides long. RefSeq lists its product as uncharacterized. The transcript has a single exon. NCBI's taxonomy places the organism in Eukaryota, Fungi, Ascomycota, Eurotiomycetes, Eurotiales, Aspergillaceae. The record is from RefSeq and is a predicted model, not a curated record. Bases 1 to 615 code for a protein of 204 amino acids.
AUGAGCGACAUUUUUGGAACGAACCCAUCCAUUUCGAAUCCGACGCAAGUCCAACUUCCAUGGGAUCAAAACAGUCGGCUGUCCAACACAUCUUAUUUGGAAGACAAUCCGGACACUCUCUCCGAUGAAGGACUAUUCCUAAUCGAAGACCCUUCCGCUCAUGGUCCCGAGCCCGGCACCAACGCCGUGGUAGUCCAGCCAUACGAGAUUGAGGAGCCAGAGGAUGACCCUAGCGAAAUAACCUCGACGACGGGCGCUACCGGAAAAGGCCAACCUGAUCUGGUUGGCUCCUUGGAGGACCUUCACUGCGACUCGGACAGCACGAAUCCACGGCUUGUCCAGCGCCCGAGAAGAGGCAGAAAGAGGAAGCCAAACACCACUGUCGCAGGGCCCUCUGCCGCAUACCAACGGGAACACAUAGGCACUCUUGAUGCGCAAUACGAGGAAGGGUCACUGAGCCCGAAAAGACGACGCAGGGGAAGCAGUCUAUCACCCCCCGAACUCAGCGAGGCCGGGUCAAGCGACAGCUUUACCCCGGAAUCUCCAUUUACUGAUGGAAGCACAACGAGCGCAUCAGAUGUAUUUAAUGCCCCGGAGUUAAUGGAUCUGGAUUGA